AUGAGGAUACAUUGUGAUUGGGAUCGCUUAUGCACACAGACAUGUGUGUACGAGCAUGAACGUCCCCACUCGCAGCGGGCGGCGCUGGCGGUGGGGCGCGUGGGGCUGGUGGCGGGCGCGGGUGAGCGGCUCGGCGGCGGCGCCGGUGGCGGCAGUCUCCAGCACCGCGCCAUGCUCGCCGCACGUUCGCUUGCGCCUCUCGCGCUCUGCGCCAUCGCCCUACUGCUCGCCGCGAGCGCAUCGCCGCCCCCUGCACCCCGCCACCGCCGGCAGCUCGCCGACGACGAUGCGCUGCAGCCACUCGAGGACGCCGCCGACGGGGUCGAUGAGCAGACCCGUGAGAAACGCAAGCUGGAAGGAGUCACUCAAGCCAAAUUCGGCAUCAAGAACGCCGUACUCGGCUUCGUGUUUGGGAAAAUUAACUCACUGAUCGAUGCGAAGACGCGACUGGUGGAAAAUUUAGAUAGACAAAACAUCGAGAUCAACAAGCAGUACGGCAUCGAGGCGCCACAGAGCGGACUGGCAUCACUGAGCGGCGUCGUUGGCCAAGUUGUGAGCGGUAUCGGACCCAAGCUGCAGCUUCUGGGGCCCAAGAUACAAGCGGUCACGGGGCUGCUGGGCGGCGCAUCCGGUGGAUCAUCGGGCAGCGGUGGCAGCGGCUCGCAAGGUGGGAGUGGACUCGGCUCCAUCCUCUCUCUUGUGACGUCGUUGUCGGGCUCCUCGUCGGGUGGAGCCGGUGCUGGCGGCACUGUUGAGACCAUUGACUCCUCCGAGGAGGACGACUCGUAG
Molecule: messenger RNA, 789 nt
Organism: Arctia plantaginis
Lineage: Eukaryota; Metazoa; Arthropoda; Insecta; Lepidoptera; Erebidae
Source: the annotation of a GenBank genome assembly